Ochlerotatus camptorhynchus is the source of this 1385-nucleotide messenger RNA. RefSeq lists its product as uncharacterized. Lineage: Eukaryota; Metazoa; Arthropoda; Insecta; Diptera; Culicidae. Bases 171 to 1385 code for a protein of 404 amino acids. The record is from RefSeq and is a predicted model, not a curated record. The transcript is spliced from 3 exons.
AACGUGCACAGCUCUCACUUAGCAACCACGACGUCAAGAUCAUCAUAGGAGAUCUAAACGCUCAGGUAGGCCAGGAGGAGGAAUUCAGACCGACGAUUGGAAAGUUCAGCGCCCACCAGGUGACGAACGGAAACGGCCUACGACUCAUCGAUUUCGCCGCCUCCAAGAACAUGGCCAUACGUAGCACCUUCUUCCAACACCACCUCCCCUAUCGUUACACCUGGAGAUCACCACAGCAGACGGAAUCACAAAUCGACCACGUUCUGAUUGAUGGACGGCACUUCUCCGACAUUAUCGACGUCAGGACCUAUCGUGGCGCUAACAUCGACUCUGAACACUACCUGGUGAUGGUCAAACUGCGCCCAAAACUUUCCGUCAUCAACAAUGUACGGUACCGACGCCCGCCACGGUACAACCUAGAGCGACUGAAGCAACCGGAUGUCGCCUUAGCAUACGCGCAGAAUCUCGAGGCAGCGUUGCCAGAGGAGGGCGAGCUCGAUGUGCCCCCUCUAGAGAACUGCUGGAGUACAGUAAAAGCAGCCAUCACCGACGCAGCCGAGAGCACCAUCGGGUACGUGGAAAGAAGUCGACGGAAUGAAUGGUUCGACGAGGAGAGCAGAGCGAUUUUGGAGGAGAAGAACGCAGCGCGGGCGGUAAUGCUGCAGCAUGGAACCCGACAGAACGUGGAACGAUAUAAACAGAAGCGGAAACAGCAGACCCGCAUCUUUCGGGAGAAAAAACGCCGCCUGGAAGAAGCGGAGUGCGAGGAAAUGGAACUGCUGUGCCGUUCCCAAGAAACACGGAAGUUCUACCAGAAGCUCAACGCAUCCCGCCACGGCUUCGUGCCGCGAGCCGAAAUGUGCAAGGAUAAGGACGGGAGCCUCUUGACGGACGGACGUGAGGUGAUUGAAAGGUGGAAACAGCACUUCGAUGCGCACCUGAAUGGCGAGGAGAACGUAGGCACGGGAGACCAGUGCAAUGGAGGAAACGACUACGUCAGUGCAGCAGAGGACAGAACUGAUCCAACUCCCACGCUGAGGGAAGUUAAGGACUCCAUUCAGCAGCUCAAAAACAACAAAGCAGCUGGUAAGGAUGGUGUCGCAGCCAAACUCAUCAAGAUGGGCCCAGAAAAGUUGGCCACCUGCCUGCACCGGAUGAUAGUCAGGAUCUGGGAAACAGAACAGCUACCGGAGGAGUGGAAGGAGGGGGUAAUCUGCCCCAUUCACAAGAAAGGCGACCAUUUGGAAUGUGAGAACUUCAGAGCGAUCACCAUUUUGAAUGCCGCCUACAAAGUUAUCCUAACUCGUCUCGAUAAAGACAUUAUCGGUGGCUAUCCAUUGCUCUUCUACGCUGCCACCUUCCGAAACAUCAGCUACUCAGUUUAA